UUUUGUGUAAAUCUAGACAGUAAUGCCCUGCCGAUAAUUCACGGUGCCUCGUAAAAAGUCGGCAUUAAAGCGCCCCGGGCCUACAAAUCACCGGCGCCAAAUUAUGAAUACGCUGGACUUCACCAACGCGCUGUUUUCCAAAUACCAACAAACCGCUGCGAGCCGCUCCGCUCUUAUCUUCAGAGAUUCUUCAACUUAUUCCUUCCCGACUUCCUCUGCUGCUCCUGUCGUGUCUUCUUCGUGCGCCCUCGUGUCCAGCGGAUAUCACCUCCAUGUCUCCAGUGAGAGAGACGGUGAGGAGCUCCCUCUCCCUCCCUCCUUGGUUUCUUCAUCUCCUUCCUCCUCCUCUUUUGCCCCCUCCUCUUCUUCCUCAGCGUUCUGUUUGUCUCUUUCGGGACUGAACCGCUGUAGCAGGAGAAUUCAGCCCUGUUCGCAACCUUUCAACCCCGCCCAAGUUCGCGCAGGGGGGGCAUGUAGCGUGCUGGGAGACGGGUCGCUGAGCUCCUCUCCGCAGGGAUGCACCGUGGAGCGGUUCCCCGGUCGGCCUCAGCUGUGCUCACUGACCAGACUCCCUGAGCCGGCCUGCAGGAGGCAGAGUUGGCCAGAGCAGCAGCAGUUGGACGACAAGGAGCUACGGAUUUACCCCUGGAUGAGAAGCUCAGGUGCAGACAGGAGGCGCGGGCGGCAGACGUACACGCGUCACCAGACGCUCGAGCUGGAGAAGGAGUUCCACUUCAACCGGUACCUCACGCGGCGGCGGAGGAUAGAGGUCGCGCACGCGCUCUGCCUCACGGAGCGGCAGAUCAAGAUCUGGUUCCAGAACCGGAGGAUGAAGUGGAAGAAGGAGAACAAGGAGAGCGGCUCUCCAACAGCUGGUUUACCGACGGCUGAAUAUGAAGAAGAAGAGGAAGAGGAGGAGGAGGAGGAGGAGGAGUGAUGACUCGAUUGGACACUUUAAGCUUACAGCUGCUUUUUCAACUCUUAUUUCUCGAAUUACAUUUUUACUAUAGUGAUGUAGAGAUAAAAGAAAUAAAGAAGUGAUUUUUGCCUUGCAGUCAGGUCAUCAUCCUGCAAAGAAACAUUUUAAAUUACAGGCAUUGUUAUGAGCAAUCUUUGCGCAACUUACACCAAUCUCAUUAUUUCACUGUAGAGUUUACAGUUAGAUACAUUUAGCUCAGGCUAACGAAAAGUAGAUUAGCUCAAGUGGUUAAACCACCAACUUCCACCAUGUAAACAACAGAUUUUAGAGUUGCUCAUAAAGCUAGUGUUUAGCUCCUUAUCAGAACACGGACAGAAGUCAGGCUUCUGCUUUAAAUAAAUUUCUAUUUUUUCCAUUAAUAAAAUAGAAAUAACUUAAAUGUAUUGAUGCUGAUAUGAAGUAUUAGGUUCGUCUUAAAGACCCCGCUCUAUUGCACCACAUAACCCUUCCUCUCUUGUUGAAGGCUGGAGGUCCUCAUACAGUAGUGUCCCUUAUGACGUGAUAACACCGCACCCAUCUGAUCUGCAGCAGUGGGGGACAGAAUAGAAUGAAACAGCAGCACUUCUGGUUCCUGUGGGUACAAAGCUGAACAUCAGUGUUAGCCAUGCCUACAGUAGCAGUGUGGAAUCACUUGAUUUUAGGGUUAAGCCUAUUGGAAUAUCACCACUGUGCUCCACUCAGUAUUCAAAGCAAUCACAGAUUGUCACUUUUUUUUUAUCAUUAAUUGAAUAAUUCUAUUGUAUUUUCUGUAAAUACGACCUUCAUUAUAUUCUGAAUGGGUUUUUACAUGUCGUGGUGUAUAAUUUUUGUGAAAAACCCCUCCUCAUUUAUUUAAUUUUAUUCCUUACAUCACACAAAUAUCUAAAUCAGCCUGAAAAUAUGACCUCUGUGUGCUCAAUAGUCGCUACAGCGCUGACUGUCACCAGGUUGUCUCAGUGUUUUAAGCAAGAAUUUGGGUUUGAUCAUGUCUCUGUUUGUUUAUAUUCAGUGAAAACGCUUACUCAAAGAUAAACAUUGUGUGCAAGAGAGUACACUGAGUUAAAUGGAGGGGAAUGGUUGACAAUAGUCAGCCAAGGACUUCUUGCUUGUUGUGUGUUUGUUUGUACAUGAGGUCUAGCUUUUGUAUUCUAGCUUUCUCUUGGAAUAAUUAUAUGCUUAAAUAAGUGCUAUUUGUCUUUAGUUUCUUUAUUUGCUCCUGUGUUUUCAUGUUGCCUUAGACACAGUACAUGUUCACAUUAUAAUGCACAUGUAAAUAAUAAUAAAAAAGAAACUUUAACUGGAAUGUGUUUUGUCUGUUCGUAUCCCUUUCAUGGAAUAUUUUUAGAUAGCAGCUUUAGGAUCUUCAUAGUUUUGUUGGAAAAUAAAACAUAGAAAUAAUAAGACUACAACCACUUAAAAAAAAAAAAAAGAAUAUAGACAGUUUAGGACAAGUCAUCAUUAAAUGUCUGAGACAAUAACUAUAGGAGCACUUAGUUAAUCUGGCAAUGCUCCACUUUAGUUUCCAUCUUUCAGCCAGUGUGGGAAAGAAUGAGGCAAAACAGCAAAUUCAUGUUUGGAUUAUUGUCAAAUUCCUAGAAUAGAUGUGGCAUACAUUUUAUUCAUGACAUAUCCAACAGAUGUGGGAUAUCUCAGUUUGGAUCACCCUCUCUGACCAGAGUACAUUUAUAUAGAUAUACAAAUAAAUCACACGUACAAAUACAAAUGUGAAUAAAAUUUGUGACAAAUGUUUG
Molecule: messenger RNA, 2709 nt
Organism: Epinephelus lanceolatus (giant grouper)
Lineage: Eukaryota; Metazoa; Chordata; Actinopteri; Perciformes; Serranidae
Biological process (GO): anterior/posterior pattern specification; regulation of transcription by RNA polymerase II
Cellular component (GO): nucleus
Molecular function (GO): DNA-binding transcription factor activity, RNA polymerase II-specific; RNA polymerase II cis-regulatory region sequence-specific DNA binding
Source: RefSeq, a predicted model, not a curated record